AUGGGAUCACAUGUCAUAAUUCGCGCCAUUCUUCUCACACUAUUUAUUUGCCAUUUACCAUGGGCAACAAUUGCUGAAAGUGAGAAGAGCAUCUUUCUGUUCAAAGAUGUGCUCCAGUCCAACACAACAGGCCUGACAACGUCUGGCUUUAAUACGCUGCUCAUCUUCCGGAUCGGCGUGCUAGAGAAUGGCGACCUGGUCUACUACUCCACAGGUGGCGCAGGGGAGGCUGUCGACGCUCCCGUCGUGACCAAUGGCUCAUAUAUCGGAGGGGCUGCGCUCGCUGACAAGAUCAAGUCCUUCAAGACGGGCGUGACAAGAAUUGACCGUGUAGAGGUGUCCCUCGUAUCGCAGGAUACGACCUUUCAGAACAUUCGCGCAAUGAUCAGUGAGAGCGGAACUGGCUCAGAUACAGUACUGUAUCAAAGCUUCGAAGCGCUCAGGAAUGCCUGGGAUCUUGAUGCACUUAACAACGAUGAUGAGUCCGUCUACGAUGUAUCUAGCACUGUCAGCUUUGCUACUAUGCUCGGCACGAUUGGGUACAAAUAUACCAUAGCGCCGUACACAUCAAUCAACUUCUGGAAUACGAUCAAGACCCAGAUCAAUUCCGAAGUACCUGACCUUCUUGAUCGCGUGUACCUGCAAGUCUAUGACGGAGGGGCGGGUAAUAACCCUGAGACGUGGCAAGAUACGCUGGGGAUGAAGAUUUCGCCAAUAGUCUGGGUCACCAACGACGCAAAACCAUCCCAGGGAACCACGCCUGCACAAGCACAAACGAAAUUUUCAGGCUGGUAUACGCAAUACGCUGUUGCUGGAGGGGGGUAUUGGAAUGAUUACGAUAUCGAGAAGAUGAAUUCAUCAUAUGUAGAGUAUGGCGGAGUGCUCACAAGCGUCUUUGGAUGA
Messenger RNA from Phaeoacremonium minimum UCRPA7, 903 nucleotides. RefSeq names its product putative coagulation factor 5 8 type domain-containing protein. Lineage: Eukaryota; Fungi; Ascomycota; Sordariomycetes; Togniniales; Togniniaceae. The record is from RefSeq and is a predicted model, not a curated record. The coding region runs from base 1 to 903 and encodes 300 amino acids. The transcript has a single exon.